Neogale vison (American mink) is the source of this 987-nucleotide messenger RNA. Its product is annotated as olfactory receptor 10A7-like. Gene Ontology annotation, cellular component: membrane. Gene Ontology annotation, molecular function: olfactory receptor activity; G protein-coupled receptor activity. NCBI's taxonomy places the organism in Eukaryota, Metazoa, Chordata, Mammalia, Carnivora, Mustelidae. The transcript has a single exon. The record is from RefSeq and is a predicted model, not a curated record. Bases 1 to 987 code for a protein of 328 amino acids. Gene Ontology annotation, biological process: G protein-coupled receptor signaling pathway.
AUGCCAACCGCCGGGGCUCCCCCGGGCGCCCCUGAAGCCCCACCCUGUGCCAACUGGAGCUGCGCACCCCACGACCUGGUCCUGCUGGGCUUCGCGCACGUGCCCGCGCUGCGGCCGCUGCUCGCGGCGCUCUUCCUGGCCAUGUUCCUGGUCACGCUGCUGGGCAACGCGCUCAUCGUGCUGCUGAGCGCCCUGGACCCGGCCCUGCGUGCACCCAUGUACUUCUUCCUGCGCCACUUGGCCCUGCUGGAGAUCUGCUUCUCGCUGGACAUCGUGCCCCGGCUGCUGGUGACCCUGCUGUGGCCGGGGCGGGGCGUGUCCCCCGCGGGCUGCGCCCUGCAGCUGCUCCUGGUGCUGUCUUGCGUCACGUCCGAGUGCUUCCUCCUGACUGCCAUGGCCUGGGACCGCCACGUGGCCAUCUGCAGGCCCCUGCGCUAUGGCGCCCUGGUGAGCCCCCGGCUCUGCCACCUGUUGGCUGCCACGUGCUGGCUGGCCGGAGUCCCCGUGUCACUGGUCUUCACCGUCUGGCUGUUCAGCUUCCCCUUCUGUGGGCCCCGUGGCAUCCGCCACUUCUUCUGUGACAUCGCUCCCCUGCUCAGCCUGGUGUGUGCGGACACCAGCGUCUUCGAGGCCAGUGUGUUGGCAGCCACAGUGCUGGUCAUGAUUGUUCCUUUCUGUCUGAUAGCCACGUCCUACGGCAAGAUCCUGGCCACUGUGCUCCGCAUGCCGUCCGCCACUGGGCGCCGCAAGGCCCUGUCCACGUGCGCCUCCCACCUCAUGGUGGUGGUUCUGUUCUACGGCACUACGGGGGUCAUCCACCUGCGUCCCAAGGCCAGCUACUCCCCUGAGAGCAAGCAGGUGGUGUCCCUGUCCUACACCCUGGUGACCCCCAUGCUCAACCCCCUCAUCUACAGCUUGCGGAACAAGGAGGUGAAGGCCGCCCUGGGGCGCGUGUGUGUUCAGAGAAGGGGAACGCGCACCCCAUGA